Molecule: messenger RNA, 960 nt
Organism: Ramularia collo-cygni
Lineage: Eukaryota; Fungi; Ascomycota; Dothideomycetes; Mycosphaerellales; Mycosphaerellaceae
Exons: 3
Coding region: 1-960 (319 amino acids)
Source: RefSeq, a predicted model, not a curated record
AUGUCUUUCCACAACACAAUCCUCGCUUCAGCGGUCCUCCUCUCCAGCACAGCCUUGGCAUUCGGUGGUUCAGGAGGCACUGCAGGCCAACAAGGCAAUUGGGGGGGAUCAUCUUACGGCGGUGGUAGCAACGGGAACAGCGAUACGGGUGCUUGGGGAGCAUUCCCUUCCUGUGUUUCUUCGUGCAAGGACUCCGGCAUUGACUACACCUCUGGCAACACCUUUUGCGGCAGCAAUGAUGCGGUGACCACUCUUCAAAAGUGUGUCGAUGACAGUUCUUGCAGUGACUCGGAUAAGAACUCUGUGUACUCUGCUGUGGCGCAGCUGUGUGCGAACUCUGGGAAGACUAUUACACAGGGACCAUUUGGGAGCGUCACGGCGACAAGUGGUGGAUCUGCUUGGCCCUCUGGCUAUGGAGGAAGUAGCAUGGGUGGCAUGGGUGGUAUGGGCGGCAUGGGCGGCAUGGGUGGCUGGUCUGGCGGCGCCGGCUUCGGUCCAUUCGGAGGCAAUGGCUACGGGUCAGGUAGCAAAGGCUGGGGUGCAGGACCAUGGGCUUCUUCCGGUGCAUGGACCGAAGGCCCAUGGACUUCCUGGUGGGGGACUUCAGACUGUCCUGGCUCAACUUGGUCAGGCUGGACUGAAGGCUCCUGGUCGAGCGAAGCACCUUGGACGACAUGGAGCGGCUGCGAAGCCACCACUACUGCUUCUUCCGUUUACACCACUACCGUCACCAUCAGUGGGAGUGCACAAGCUACAACAGCGACGAGCUAUGGUAUCAAGCUUGCACAAGCUACGGGCAAUUCCGACUCUUCCUCUAACAGUAACGACGGCAACACCAACACCAACCCUAGCAGUACCGGCGGCACUCAAACUUUCGAUGGUGCUGCUGGUCGGAAUGCGGCUUUUGGUGCUUCUGUGAUUGCUAUUAUUGGUGUUGCUGCUGGCGCUGUUUUGUUGUAG